GUUGAAUAGUCAUCUCGGCGAGGCCAUGAUUUCAUUCAGGUGUAGAGAAACGGCGUGGAGGCAUCACAAAACGCUUCUGCGAAACGAACCGCUAAGGGCAGCAUACUUAGCUUAACUUUCUCUGGAUUACAUUCUUCUCCAAUUAGGAUCUAUCCAACGAACCAUCAUCCCACGGACAAAUCUAAAGAGACACAGGUCAGUACGAUGGAGCAGGACGGCCCGCAGGAGAAGAGAUCAGAUCAGGGAGAGGAGAUGACAGAGGAGAGCUUCCUUAAAGAGCUCUACCUCUUUAUGAAACAGAGAGACACUCCGAUUGAGAGAAUACCUCAUCUAGGCUUCAAACAAAUCGAUAUGUUCCUAAUGUACAAGACAGUAAAGGAGCUAGGAGGCUACCAGCAGGUUACUGCACAGCAGUUAUGGAAAAAGGUUUACAACAUUCUUGGAGGAAACCCACGCAGCACUAGUGCAGCCACCUGCACUCGCAGACACUAUGAAAAGCUGCUUCUUCCCUACGAGUGUCACCAAAAUGGAUACAGGGGCGAUAUUGUCUUCAGGACCCCGCGAUCGCAGAAACGCUUUCACCCCAGCAGUUACAGUGACUUUGAGCAUGAAUACCCCAGGAAUAGUAAACAUGCAGAUUUCCGACACCUCUCCGCAUUCCCUCAGGCUUCUCAGAACAUGUUUACGGAGCAUCAGAGACAGAUGUUUAGCAUGCCUUUGAAUAUUGCCCCAUAUUUCCCACACGGUGGUACAACUCUAUCCAAUUACAUGGUUCUUCAAGAAUCUACAUUGCCUCAACUAAACCUCAGCCCUUCUCAAGACCUUCCCCAACCGCCUGCUUCGUAUUUGGGCACAUCCUCUUUGGAGGCUCAGAGCCGCAACCAGUCACUUAAUAAGCUACGCCACCUGGCUAAAGAGUACAAGUCAUCCUCUGGUUGGGAAGAACCGCUCAACCUCAGCCGGAAAGAAAACAGACUUGAGACACUGACUGACAUGCCGUCAUCUUUCAGUCCACCUUCAAAAAAGACCAAGUUCCUCAACGAAGUCUCACCACUUUACACUCCAAGAGGUUUGGGAGCCGAAGAAGGUGGAGAAAAGGGGGAUACAGCGGACAGAACAGCAGGACCUAGUCCGCCGACGGCUGACAUCAUUGAUCUCACUUCCUCUUCCACUGCCAAUCCAGUCCCACGGAGGGCAAGCCCUCCUUCAGUGAACCUCUUCAACCGUAGACUGACCUAUUCUGAAGCAUUUGCUAUGAAAGCACGGGAGCGAGAUCUGCAUGCAGACUGGUUAAAGGAAGAAUCUUCUGGUGCACCUAAAUUAGGGAUCUUGAACCGGAGCAAUCCUCUUGGACACCCACCCGUAGAUGCUAACGGUAAUAUGGAGAUUCAGAUUCCUCUAAAGCUUCUGCAGGAGCUGAUUAGGAGAGGACUGCUCUCCAACCCGGCAUUUACGGCAAACAGCCCUGUGUCUCAAGACCCAAACAAAGCCGAAGAACAACCCGAGCACAAGUUCCACAUGCGAUCCCGUCCAAAAACGCCCGAGUGCUCUGCCACAGCCGAGGAACCGACCAAUUUGAGUAUAAAAAGAAACCUUUCUGAAUCUAACCCUCAAGAAAAUGGUAUGAGGAAGCACAGACUCUUCGGUGGCAAUGGCAUUCCAGCAGAAACAAAGCUCCAGAUGAACACUUCUUUACAUGUAAACAAGUUCUCUCUGGGAAGCGAUGCCCCAGGAUCUUCUCAACCUACACAGGCACAGGUUCCUCUGAUUAAGAACCAAGACAGCAUGUUUCUCAGACUUCCCAGUUACAGUGAAGACACUCCUCUCUCUUUGACGACAAAGCCUGGAAGGAAGUCAGAGAAAGUGAUGGGAACAGCUAAUGGUGCAGCGAAGGAAAUCUCAACUUCCCCACCUUUGAUACAAGUGACGUCAGACCACCUCAAACUCCUUCUGGCAAACCUACCAUAUAGACUGGAAAGAGGGCAGACAUUUUGAGACUUUGGGCAGCUGACAAAUUCUUUCCCUCGGCCAAUGUUGCAGACUUGCCAAAUUAGCCCCUCGCGUUGCAUUACUGAAGGAUUUCUGAAAAAGAUGAACUGGAAGGAGAAAUGUUGAACAGAUAUGCAACUGUAGCAUGACAGCACUCUCAGUCAAGCAUAACAUGCUUUUGACUGAUUAAACUUUUGUAUAAAAUGUAUAGAAUUUUGAAAAGGGUCAGCUCAGGAAAAACAUUUGUUUGCAGUCUGUAAAUCGCAUUAAAUUGUGAGACUUUGAAUAAAACAAUGGUACAUUUUUUGUUAACUCAGUUUAUGAUGAAGCACUGAUACUUUGGCAGCAAAGCACAGACCUUUUUGUAUUUUUUUUAAUUAAAAUGUAAACGUGUAAAAUAUAUAAAUAAGCUUGAUUAUUUUUUGUUAUUUCAUUCUACAAUUCAUUUUUCAACGGCAAAUUAUUUCAUAGAAGCAAAGUCAAAAUGACUUUAAAACAUUUAGAUUAAGGAUUCUUUUUGACUCUAUAACAAAUAUAUAAAUGUAUAUAUUUUGUCAUUGUUUAUACUGAAUAUGAAUUCUUGGCAAACAUUAUCUCUGAAUUUCUAAGAAUAUAUGAGGUAUCACGUACACAUGUUGUUUUACUGGUUACACAGGAACCUAUGAAAUAUAAUGCUAAGAUCUACUCUCGAUACUUGCAUACAAGAUUUCAAGACGCUAAGAUGAAUUAUGAA
Messenger RNA from Puntigrus tetrazona (Sumatra barb), 2722 nucleotides. It is a transcript of the gene arid6, whose product is annotated as AT-rich interaction domain 6. The transcript is spliced from 6 exons. Gene Ontology annotation, molecular function: transcription cis-regulatory region binding. Gene Ontology annotation, biological process: regulation of transcription by RNA polymerase II. The coding region runs from base 205 to 1995 and encodes 596 amino acids. The record is from RefSeq and is a predicted model, not a curated record. Gene Ontology annotation, cellular component: nucleus. NCBI's taxonomy places the organism in Eukaryota, Metazoa, Chordata, Actinopteri, Cypriniformes, Cyprinidae.